UUAGCAUCUGUGGUGGCCUUGGCGACUGUCCCCGGUUUCCUGAUCUCCGCCUUCCUCAUGGAGCAGUGGGGCCGGAAGACCACGCACGCUCUAAUCAUCGUGCCCGGCAUUCUGGGCUGGCUGCUCAUCUAUUUCGCCACGGACGUGACCACGCUCAUGGCCGCCAGGAUCCUCUGCGACAUCUCCGCAGGAGCCAGCCUCGUCUUAGGCGCCGUCAUCAUCGGAGAAUAUACCAGCCCACAACACCGGGGCAUGUUCUUAAGCCUCACCACUAUAGGCAAUACCUUAGUCCACCUCGUGGGCCACUAUUAUCCUUGGAGAACGGUGGCCAUUUUCGCAUUAGUCCACCAUAUCGUCGCUUUUGGUAUCGUCUGCACUUGGCCUGAAAGCCCGGCCUGGUUGGCUACAAAAUGCAAGUUCAAUCAAAGUGAAAAAGCAUGGAUGUGGCUAAGAGGCAAUGAUACUGAAUCUAGGAUAGAAUUUGACAGUAUGAUCACUGCCCAGAAGCUGAGACUUUCCAAGCGCGAGAACCCUAAUCUUAAAGCUCACUUGUUGAAUUUUCUGCAGAAAUCUACUAAAAAGAACUUCAUGAAGCCUUUGCUUAUAAUAUUUUUUGCUGAAAUGUUGAAAGAGGCAUGUGGAAGAAACGUUUUUCCAGCCUACGCUUUACAGAUCAUGGAUGAUAUCACGGGGGAUAACUCGAAAUCGUUCUACUACACGCUCACUAUAGAUUUGAUAGCUACAUUAAGCGCCACUUUUUCGUCGGCACUGGUUCGCGUGGUAAAGAGAAGAACCUUGCUGUUCGUCACGGGCGGGGCAUCUUUAGCCGUCCUAACGAGCAUCUGUACUUACCUUUACCUGACUGCUAUAGACGUGGUAUCGAAGGACCGAGCUUGGCUGCCUGUGUCUAUGUUUAUGCUGUACUUUGUAUUGACUAACUUGGGUUGUACUGUUACACCUUUAGCCUUACUUGGAGAGGUGUUCCCAGUAGCUCACAGAGGAGCAGGCUCUGCUAUGUCAGGGUUGAUCAUGGGUUCCUUUCUCAUGAUAUGUUUGAAGGUUACCCCCGCGAUGCUUCUUAGUGUUAAAGUGUACGGGACUUUUGCUAUAUAUGAUGUAGCCAUGGCGACCUGUUUAGUGGCAUUGUACUUUAUUCUUCCAGAAACAAAAGAUAGGACUCUACAGGAGAUCGAGGAUUACUUUAACCAUGGGCGGUUCGUUGGUGAGGAGAAAGAUUGCGAUGACAAAGAAGAAAAUACUAUAAUGCUGGUCAGCUAG
This is a messenger RNA of Cydia strobilella, 1278 nucleotides long. RefSeq names its product facilitated trehalose transporter Tret1-like. The transcript has a single exon. Lineage: Eukaryota; Metazoa; Arthropoda; Insecta; Lepidoptera; Tortricidae. The record is from RefSeq and is a predicted model, not a curated record. The coding region runs from base 58 to 1278 and encodes 406 amino acids. Gene Ontology annotation, biological process: transmembrane transport. Gene Ontology annotation, cellular component: membrane. Gene Ontology annotation, molecular function: transmembrane transporter activity.